AUGCAGGUGAAAAAAACUUCAAAAAAGGAGAAAGGAGCAAAUAUAGAGAAAAAAAUUUUUUUACGAAAGAGCAACAAUGAUCCGGAUCUGUUUCUUAAGAUCUUGUCCUCGCAAAAGAGAAAGAAAAAAUUUUUUUUCGAAAAAAAGAGCAAAUUAUAUUUUUCAUUUCCGUUCGGCGUAAAGUUGUUUUAAAUGAAGAUAAGUCAUAUUAGAGUGUCCAACUAACAGAAAGAAGAAGUAUCAUAACGAGGCGACACUUCGCUAAAAAAAAAACGUCUUUUUCGGAGCGAUUUUCGCGCCAAACUAACACAAUUUUUGAUUUCGAAACAGGAAGCGCUGCUUCCAACUUAAGACGCACUAAGGUCGUGAUGAUUAGUCUCUCCACUAAAGCAAAUACAAAUUAAACGCAAAAACAGAGAGAAAAAUAAUGCAGAGUGUGAAUUUGAAAUCAUUAAAAGAGUAUAAUAAUGAUAUUGCAGCCCUCAGAUUGUAUAACGAAGAAAGUUGUUGAAUAUAAAUGUAUGAAUUCAUGAAGAAACGAAAAAUGAUGAAAGAGGAAUUUGAAUUUGAAAAAUCCAAAUUGAGCCGCUAAAAUUUUGAUUCAAAAAAGAAACUCUGGUUGGAGUCCUUUUUAGGAAAUGGCGCCGCUCCUUUAAAUUUCAAACACAGUUACGACACUUUGCGGAGAAAACUUUUCAUUAUUCUUCCAUUUCCAAAAAAUUCAAUUACUUUGUUAUUUUUUUAAUUUCUGUGUUUAUUUAUAUGAUUAGCAGAAUUUUAGCUGCUGUUUCACAAAGAGUUUGAGUGCGAAGUCUCCGAGGUUUCUUUACGGUAAUUUUGAAAAAAAAACUUAAAUUUAAUUCGGUAUACUUUUCAGGUUAAAUGCCGUCAUUGUUAGCCUUCGGCAGGAAAUGGAACAUAGGUAGCGAUGAUUUUGUUUUUCCUGGAAUAACCGAAGCUCUAGUGAGGCUAACAUGGUAAGUUUUGGUCGGGAACCAGUAAUUAAACUCAUGUUUUCAGGGUCGCCUUCGGUGUUUCUGUUUUUGUUUUCCAUUUUCCAUUAUCCUGUUCAACACAUAGUCUCACACCUCACAUGUUGAUACUGUUAAGCAUAAACAUAGCUACAAUAGUUUUAGGUUUGGGAAUGAUUUCGAUUAGCUAUUUAUGUGAGAUUCUUCAGCGACGGUAACCGCUCUCGCGUCUUCGAAAGGUGCUAUAAUGGAUUCUGGGACAAGGAAAUCCAUUCCGCUUUUGCUGUAUUUGAGAUUACCAAUAUUCUUAAUCGAAAUAGUCGCUUGCAUAGUUGCAACAAGUUUUUCUUUUUGUAAGUUUCCAUAAUAUUAUGUUUUGAAAAGAAUGUUUGAUUUCCAGCCGCUGUGCCAGACCAGGGCCAGUGUCACUUCACAAUUCUAGUUCGAAUAACUGUAGCUCUGGAAUGGCUACUGAUUAUUGCCGUCGUGAUUGGAGUUGUGAUGGUUUUCCACGUUUCCGACGACGACAUCGAGGACGGCACCAUGAUCGCCAGGAGGAUUUGGUCGAGAAGAUUCCGAAUAGUUGGUUUCAUUCUCAGAAUUUCUUAAGUUUUUGGAUUUCAGCUCAAAAUCGGACAGGACAGUGUGAUGAGGGCGGCGAUCGACGACGUCGCCAUUCUUGUGGCGUCGUUUUUUGUCGAUUCCGACCUCGUUCUGAGCGACAUCAUCGCCGGUCUUCUUCUCGUCUAUCAUUCCCCAACCAAUAAUUAUUCUCCUGUUGUAAUGCGAGAAAACCCAGGUUAUUUUCAAAAAAGGAUUUUUCAAUUAUUUUUCAAUUUUAUAGUAACACCUUCCUGGAUGACUCUACAAAAUGCCAGGCAUUAUCUCGAUUAUGCUACAUCGGUUUACGGAUGGCCGACUUUCGUGAUGCAUAAUUGCUCCAUCGCACCUCUUUGGAGGCUGGCGCGAAGUCUUCAGUGCUGUGGCCAGUGGAGAAGUGAUCAGGUACAUUUUGUAUGCUUUUUGUCGGAAGUGCAGCAUGAUAAAGGCAUUUGAGCAGUAAAAAUGGGGCCCAGGUUUAAAGUAUCAUGUAGAGCUUUUCAUUGCGAAUCGAAUGGUCUACCCCAAAAAGCAUAGAUAUGAGUUUUUUUUUUUAAAAAGCCCCGAUUUCAUUUUUCCGCCUUCCAAAUUUGAAAUAUGCUUUAGAUCGGUGUAGAGCGAACUUUUUUACAUAGAUAUUUGAAAGAAACGAAGAAAAAAAGCAAAAAAAUACAAAAAAAUGGCGAAGCGUGUUGGCCAUACAGCAACUUUACUGCAAAGCGCCUUUUUGGCGGAAACCUAAAAGUUUUGAAAAAAAGUAGGGAAAAAAAUUGAAAUAGGAAGAAGAGGUUUCAUGAAAUCAACGACCCACAGAAGUCUUUCCAUAAUAAAAUAAGCUUUUAAAAAAAAGCUGUACUCUUCCUCUUGACCCUUCAAAGAAUGACUGACGCUUCUUCAAAAAAACUCGGCAAACAUUUUUUUUUUCGUCCGGUCAUGUUCGGAAAUCAAAAAAUGCUCAAUUUUCCUUUAUGGGGGAAUGUGCGGGUUUUCACAGAAUGGGGCGCUUUUUUGUGUUACAUCGCAAAUUCAUGAAAAAAACUGGCUUUUUUUCGAAUAUAGUAAUUAUUAAAAAGUGGAGCAAAAAUUAUUGCUUUUUUGAUUACUUUUUAUCUAUGUAGUAGCUCUUCUGUAUUUUGAAAUUAUUUUUUCAACAAUUUUUCAAGAUUUAAAGAUUUGCGCCCAUAAGUUUAUUUUUACGAUCUUUCCGGUUUAUUAAAGAUUUCAUGAACUUUAGAAAACCGCCUAGUGAUGAGCUUGUUUGUGAAAAAUGAAAGAAAGUGCCAUAAAACUGAAAAAUUUAAGAUUGAGGAACGUCCGUUUUUUAUAUUUGCGAUAGGGAAUCAAAAAGCGGUCGUUUUUAAUAGACGGUUUUUGUAGCAUGCCUCAUCUGAGCCGUUUAAAAUCGUAAAAGUCCCUAUGAAAUGGUAUUUCAAGAUUCCUGUGUUGUGAUGUCUGAUAAUUAACGCUUCGAUUAAUUCUUUAACACUUGAUUUUCAUUUUAUAGAAGUUUCAGGGGAAGGCGAUGGUCGUGGAGGACAAUUGCUGCUAUUGCAACACCUCGGCGUUGAUUCUCUCAACGGAAAGCAGAAAUAUCGACCUUCUUUUCAUCUCCUUCCGGAACCGUUUGUAUGAGGUUUCUUUAUUUUUGAAGAAAUUCGAAAAUUGUGAGUUUUCAGGUUCCAUUCGCCGUUCUCGUUGAUCAUGCCCAGAAAAGUGUAGUCGUGACGAUUCGAGGAUCUUGUUCACUUAUCGAUUUGGUCACCGAUUUGUGCCUUGGUUAGUGGAUUUUAAGAUUUUUUGAAGCAAUUUUGAAAGGUCCUAUCGGUUUUUAAAGCAUUUUGAAGUUUUUUUCAUUACAUCUUUUCUUAAUUUUUGUUUCCUUAAUUUUUCUAUUUUCCCUGAAAAUUUCAACUUUUUUUAAUCAAUAUUUCUCAUUGUGUUUCUUCUGAAAAGUUUCUUGCUCCAUUCUUUGAAGUAUUUAAGGUUCUCUUUUGAAGAAAUUGAAAAUAAUAAUCAAUAAGUUUAAAUUAUUCCAUCAAAAUAAAUUUUCAAAAAUGAGUUUGAUGAGUUUUUCCUAAGUGUAUCUAGUGAAAUUAGCCUUUUUCUACUUUUAUUAUGGCAUAACAUAACUUUCCUGUUUCCACUGGAAUAUCUAUUUAUUUGGGUAAGUGACUAUAUGUUCAUUUUAUCUUGGUUUGAUUCAAGAUAUUGUUGUGAAAUCAAUAUCGGGAAUUUAUAUGAUGCAAUUUAAAAAAAAAAUUAGAGGAGUACAAAAAAAUUUUCGAUUUUUUGAAAUGAGAAGGUUUUGAUUGAAAUGCCUGAUUCAGGCCGGUUUCUGCUUUUCUUUUUCUAUUUUCAAUAGUUUAGCCAUCUCUUUUCACUUUCAGAUGACGAACUGAUGUCGGUGAACGUCGACGCGGACGCGACUUUGAGAGAAGACGAAGAAUUGGACGACGAGGGAGAAGUUCGGGUCCACCGGGGGAUGUUGCGAAGCGCCCGGAUUAUUUUUGAUACUCUCAGGUUUAUUUCUUGAUCUUUUGACUAUAGAGAAAAUACCCUUGUGAUUUCCAGAAAACACAACUUGAUAGAAGACGCCCUUUUGAUGAAUCCAACUUAUGAAUUGAUCGUUUGUGGACAUUCCCUCGGCGCCGGCGUCGCUUCUCUGCUUACGAUUCUCUUAAAGUUGGUUUUUUUUAAAGAUUUUCUUCUCCAACUGAUGCUUCAAUUGUUUUUUUCUCGUAUAAGAGCUUGUGAGAUCUUUUUCCUGCCCGAAAAGCUCAUUUCCUGAUUUUUCACUUGGUUUAUCUUUUUUUAAUUUGUGGUUUUGUAUAAAGAAAAAAAGCAGAGAAAUUUUAAUUCCUAUUGUUCCCAUGAAAAUUCCAACCAUUUCAUAGACUUUUUUCCCAAAAUUUUGGCAAUAAUGGCAUCCAAAUUUUCCUAAAUUGAGUUUGAGGGGUUUUUCGUUGUUGUACCUUUGUGAAUUUUUUUUUGUGGAUUUUAAUUUUUUUUUUUUUCGUUAGAGGCCUUUAGAAGCAUCCGGGUUUUUUUUCUGAAAUUAGUAUCAAACUAAGAUGAGGUCUAUCUAAUCAAUCUAAGAAUUUUUGAGUUUCCUUCUGUUCUCAACUAAAUUUUAAGUAUACAUUAGUUUUCUUAUCCUUAUUUUGUCGAAAAUCUCUUGAAAAACUGAACUUUUUUAAAGAUCAUAUUUUGAGAAAAAGGAAAAAUAAGUUUUUUCUUUUUUUCCCAGACAACAGUUUUCGUUUGUUAAAUGUUGAUAAUCUGGAAAAAAAUGGAUCCCGAAUUUUUUUCUGAGUUGAGUAUCGAACGAGAAGAAGGGUCUAUCUAAAUAUUAACUCAGGGAUUUUUAAUUUUCCUUUUUUUCUCAAUUUUAAUCUCCUUCUUCUAGUUUUCUGAUCGUUAUUCUUCACUUAAUUUUCAUUUCUAUCAGUUUGAUUAAUUAUUUUGUCGAAAAUUGCUCAAAAAAGCCCUUAUCUUUUUUCUCGAAACAUGAAUCUCUUUUCUUUUUCCAGACAACAGUUUCCGUUUGUGAAAUGUUUCGCGUUUUGCCCCCCGGGAUGCGUCAUCAGCGUCCACGGACAGAAAGAAAUGCAGAAAUACGUGAUGAGUAUCGUGACUGGCGAUGACGUCGUCUCCCGAAUCUCCUACCAGGUUCUCCCGUUUCAGAGAGACUUCGUAUCGAUCUAUCGAUUCUCUUCAGGCCCUCCAUCAGUUGCGAAUCAAAGUGUUCAAAGAACUGCGCGCCUGUCAAAGCGCCAAACACAAAAUUUUGAUCCGUGGCGUUUUUCGGCUCUUCGUCAAGUCGUUCUGGCAAACUGGCGGUGGUUUGGGUUUGUUUUUUUUAUUUUUGGAAGGGAUCUGGAAAUAGAGAAAAUUUUGAAUGGAUCAUAUGAACCAAAAAUUGAGGGGUGCUUUACCAAGGAUAUUACCAAAAAUUGAGAAAGGUGCCGAUUUUCUUCCCCAAAGAAUUAAGGUAUAAACUUUGUUGGCCGUCCAAACAACAGCUUUUUCCAACUUCUUAGAAAACAUUUCCUUGAAAAAUCGGAAAAAGUUCUAUACAGAUUUUAGAGUUUCUUCCUUAUUCAAAAAAUGUAUUGAAAUAGUAUGCCCUGUCAAAAAAAUGAAGAUAAUAUUGUCAUUUUUUUCUGAAUGAAAAAGCUAUUUUUUUGUCGUUUUAUAAUUUCUAAGAAUUCCACUGAGAUCUUUCUGUUAAAAUAAUAUCAAGGUUCGAAUUCGGUGAUAAACCUUCUAAAACCAAAAAAAAUUCUCGUUUUUUUCUCGAAAAGGUAUGUUUCCGAAAUGAACGCGAAUGACUAAUAUCAGAAUUUUUCGGAACCUUAAAUUGAGUGCUUGAAACACGAAUGCCGUGUUCAAAGAAAUUUCGCGAAAUUCAAAAAAGCCUUCAGAGUAAGAAAAAUAUAACUAAAUUUUGGAGAGUCAGAGAUAAUUUGUGAUCUUGCGGAAAUUACUUUGAACACGCCUUGAACAACUUUUUGAAUUUUUUCCACUCGAAUAAAAUAAAUUUCGAAUUUUUCGAUCACCAUUUUCUCUUCUUUCCUUUGAUUUUCGAUUUCGAAAGCUUCUUUUUCCAGCUUCUUCUUCGGAUCGCGAUAAUUUGAUAAGGGAAAACAACUCGCCGACUUAUGGAUCCUCAGAUGCCGUGGAAGUCGAAGAUCCCAUUGAUUUAACCACUUUUGCCUCCCGGGUUCAGGUUUUUUUUUUCAAAUUUGUUUUUCUUUUAAUUUUGGAAAGUUUUCAGCUUCAUGUUCCUGGAAAUACGCUCUUCAUAUCGGAAGAGGAUGGUAGAAUCGUCGAAAAAUGGAUUGAGCCUAGGUUAUUUUUCUAGGAUCAUAAAAAAAGGAAAAAAAAUUCGAAUUCAAGAUAGAAUUCCAUAGGAAAGGUUCAGAAAGUAACAAGGUGAAACGUAAAAAAAUGAAUAAAUAGAGUUCCUGCUUUUUUUGGAUCCCAUGAAGUUUUGGGACAUGUAGGUCCCUUUAUUCAAAAGUUUAUUCGGAAACCGUUUCUUAAGUUUUUAAAAAAAGUUGUUUCAUUUCGAAUAGUUAUUUGGUGACCUCGAUCAAAAUAGGACUCAAAAUAUUUUUUAUAAGGGUUUUUAAAUUCGUUAAGACAUUAGAUGAUGUGAAUGUAAGGUUGAUUUGAACUUUGUAAAAAAACGGAUAACCAAAGUGAAAUUGAAAAAAAAAAACGAAUUUAAUGGUUUUUACCCUCAUCUCUGUUGCGGUGUUCAUAUCAAGUUCUGAGAAAUUCGAAAUAAUCUCUGACUCUUGAAAAUUCACUUAUCGUUUUCACUCUCGGACAGAGAUUUCGAUUCCGUUUUAUUAAUUUACGAAAAGAAAACAUAACUAUAGCCUCAAGCGAAGAUCAUUGAAAAAUUCUAGAAAAAAAAAGAUUUUUAAUACCUAAUAGCUUCUUUGAAAGAUCCGUUUCCAGCUGUCUGAACGAGAUCAAAAUGUCGGCGUCGGCUGUCUCUGACCAUCUGCCCAUAAACGUCGCGAAAAUGUUCGAAAAGGCGCUGAAAGACGCUCCGGAAUCGACUUCCUCUUCACAAGAAUCCUCGACUCGUCCCCAUAAUCCAGUUCGAACCACUCAACCUACGGGCGCCGUCAUCGAAACUUGA
This is a messenger RNA of Caenorhabditis auriculariae, 7227 nucleotides long. The record is from the annotation of a GenBank genome assembly. Lineage: Eukaryota; Metazoa; Nematoda; Chromadorea; Rhabditida; Rhabditidae.